GAGUCAAAGAUUCUUACACUAGAAAACGAGAUUCGCUUGCUUGAGGAUGAAAUCACACGGCUGCAUGAAGAUGAUCUAAUUACACCGGCCACAUCCACAAGCAGCGGAAUCGAGGACUUUGAUAAAACUCUACAAGCUCUUAGAAGCAACGAACGUCUUCUAAAGUCAAAAGAUAUCUCUUAUAUUAAUGCACGUUUUCGUCUUAUUCCGAAUGAAGGAAAUUUGAUUACCAAUCAGGUUCUAGCUAGUACUGUAGUUACGGUUCACGUGCAAUACUUUGUACGUUAA
Molecule: messenger RNA, 288 nt
Organism: Protopolystoma xenopodis
Lineage: Eukaryota; Metazoa; Platyhelminthes; Monogenea; Polystomatidea; Polystomatidae
Source: the annotation of a GenBank genome assembly